UAAAUGAAAAAAACGCAGACAAAAACACUCACUUUCUCUUUCUCUCUCUUCCCCCCUCCACCUCCUCCUCCUCCUUCUUCUUCUUCUUCUUCUUCUUCUACUUCCUCUCUAUCUCUUUCUUCUGUGCCUUUUCAGCUUCGCAUCUUCAAUCUACCACAGCAGCCAGACGCGUCGUCCUUGGAGCUGUUUUUUCAAGCGUCCUCCUUUUGGGAGAGACUCUUUCUCUCCAUACAAAAAAGAAAAAAAAAACACUUUAACUCCAUUCCAUCACAGUGAGUAAAUUUUGGCUUUACUUUGCUUACUCACUCACCAAAUUGAUUCCUUUAGAGAAUUUUGUUCUAUGGGUAUUUUUUAUUGGCUAUUUCUUAGGGUUUCUUUUUUAGAACAUUAAUCUUUGGGGUACAAUUUUAUUUUGGUUCUUGGGUUUAUGCAAUUUGUUAGUAAAUUCAUCGUUGCGAUUCUUACCAGCAUUUUACAUGCUGAGCGUGAAAAAAAUAAAAGUUUGUAACUUUUGAGUGUGUAUAUUGCUUGAGAAUUCUAUUUCUUUGAUGGGUUUGAGCUCGUUUUUAAAGUUGAACUCUUUGAUUUUGUGGAAAUGAAUGCUUGAAUUGUGUAGAUCUGUGCUGGGAAGUGUUUGUUAGUGGGUUCUUGAGCUUUGGGAGUAAUAUGUUGUAGCAUAGUGGGCAGUGAAUUGGGUCGUAUGAGUUGAUCUAUUUCGAUGGCAUUAUGGGUAUGUCAAGGUGUAAUGAGAAUUGGGUGUAUUGGAACAACUGCAAUUAUGUGACUGUUUUUUCUCUUGCCAAAAUGAAAGAUCUUUUUCGUUUAGUUAAUUCAUUUUUUCAGAUAUUAGAAAAUGAUCCAGAUGCUUUUAGUUGAAAAUGGAAGUGAAACAGACAUAAGAUGGUGAAAAUGUGAGCCAUUCCAGCAAGAGGACUUCAUUGAUUUAUGCAGUAAAGGUUGUUAGAAAUUAGUGGAUUUUCAAUCCCAGUUUGUUAAGUUAAGAAGAUUGUCAGUCUGUUACAGCAGUUCAGAUAUGGAGCUGGUUUAUAUGUCAAUAUUAGUUCUGUGCAACUCACAAUUUGGUUUUGAAAAUUGUACGACAGAACCUUAGCUUCAUAGCGUUCAUUUACUUACCAAAAAGUUGGAUUGCAGUGUUAAAAUAAAAGCCAUGCAAGCAUGUAGUAUUUUUGACAAAAAAAAUUAAUGAAGAGGAAGUAGGUAUUUUUGAACUUUGAUAUUAAUUAGUUUCUGUGAGACCAGUUAGUUAUGUUGUAACAAACAAUUUAUUAGCCAGGCUUUUAAAAGUCAUCCAAUUGAGGUGACUUUGUGGGAAAGCUCUUAACUAAUUCUGGUUUGUAGUGCCUUGCUGUGACAUGGUCAAUUCUCUUGAAGUAAUCACUCCUUGUAUUUGCUUAUGUUAUUUUGUGAAACCACUUUUAAGCUGCUAUCCAUGUUGUGCAUCCUGAAAUGAGUCCAGUUUGCCUACUUUUGUGACUUUUGAGGAUAAGGCCAUUUGAAUCGAUCAUUGUAACUUUUAAUUGUGUUGCAUAUCGUUACAUCAAUUGGGUGUAAUGUGAUAGCUCAUUUGAAUAGAAAUAAAUUGAACUCAGAAACUGACAGUUAGUGUAAGCUUGGAACACCAGCAAUGCCUUCUUGGUGGGGAAAGUCUUCCUCUAAAGAAGGAAAAAAGAAAGCGAAUAAAGAGAGUUUUAUUGAUACAUUACACAGAAAAUUCAAGAGUGCACCUGAUGAUAAGAGCAACUCAAAAUCUGGAGGCUCCAGGAGACGUAGUGAUACUGUCUCAGAAAGGGGAUCUCUAUCCAGGGUUCCAUCCAGGUCACCAUCUCCCUCAACACAAGUAUCAAGAUGUCAAAGUUUUGCAGAAAGGCCUCAUGCACAACCGCUUCCCCUUCCUAGGACGCAACUUAGUAUUGGCCGUACCAACUCUAGCAUUAGUACAUCCUCAAAAUCAGAACUUGACAAGCGGUCAAAGCCAUUGCUGGUUUUUCCCCUUCCAAAGCCUGCUUGUAUUCUUAACAGGGCAGAUCCUACUGAUGCUGAUGGAGAUUUAGCCACUGCUUCUGUUUCUAGCGAUAGCUCUACCGAUAGUGAUGACCCAUCUGAGUCGCGUCUAAUAAGUCCCCUUACAUCUGACUAUGAAAAUGGAAACAAAACUGCUCUGAACAGCCCAUCAAGGGUAAUGCACAAGGAUCCGCCCGCUACUUUGAACCAAAAGAACUCAAAGGAAACAUUGAGGCCAUCAAAUCUUCUGUUCAACACCCAGACUUUGUCUACAUUACCUAAAAGGCAACUGGCAACCAUGCAUAUGCAAAAUUUGCAAAUUCCAUCUCAUGGUGCUUUCUGCAGUGCUCCGGAUAGCUCAAAGUCAAGUCCUUCUAGGAGUCCUAUUAGGGCAUUUGGUACUGAGCAAUUUCUCAACUCUGGGUUCUGGGCAGGAAAACCAUAUCCAGAUAUAGCUUCUGCUCACUGUUCUAGUCCAGGUUCAGGUCAUAAUUCUGGGCAUAAUUCAGUAGGAGGAGAUCUGUCAGGGCAGCUAUUUUGGCAGCACAGCAGAUGCAGCCCUGAGUGUUCUCCAAUCCCUAGUCCCAGAAUGAUUAGCCCUGGUCCCAGCUCAAGGAUACAUAGUGGUGCGGUCACCCCUCUGCAUCCACGUGCUGGAGGAACCCCAGCAGAAUCACCCACUAGCAAGCCUGAUGAUGGGAGGCAACAAAGUCACCGGUUGCCCCUUCCUCCAUUAACAAUCACUCACAGUAGUCCAUUUUCUCCUACAUAUUCUUCCUCAGCAACUCCGACAGUACCACGCAGCCCUGGUAGGGCAGAAAAUCCAACAAGCCCUGGUUCACGCUGGAAGAAAGGGCGGCUUCUUGGAAGGGGCACCUUUGGACAUGUAUAUCUCGGUUUCAACAGUGAAAGUGGUGAAAUGUGCGCCAUGAAGGAAGUAACUCUGUUUUCAGAUGAUGCAAAAUCAAGAGAAAGUGCACAGCAGUUGGGGCAAGAAAUUGCUUUGCUAAGUCGGUUACAACAUCCAAAUAUUGUGCAGUACUACGGAUCAGAGACAGUUGAUGACAAAUUAUACAUAUACUUGGAGUAUGUAUCGGGGGGAUCUAUUUAUAAACUUCUUCUAGACUAUGGCCAGUUUGGUGAAGUAGCUAUUCGUAGUUAUACUCAACAAAUUUUAUCAGGGCUUGCAUAUUUACAUGCUAAAAAUACUGUCCACAGGGACAUCAAAGGAGCAAAUAUAUUAGUUGAUCCCAAUGGUCGUGUGAAAUUGGCUGAUUUUGGAAUGGCAAAGCAUAUUACUGGGGAGUAUUGUCCACUGUCGUUCAAGGGAAGCCCCUAUUGGAUGGCACCCGAGGUAUUCAACAAUUCAAUUGGUUGUAAUCUUGCUGUUGAUAUAUGGAGCCUUGGGUGCACUGUUCUGGAGAUGGCUACAACAAAACCUCCUUGGAGCCAGUUUGAGGGGGUUGCUGCAAUGUUUAAGAUCGGAAACAGCAAGGAACUCCCUGCCAUUCCUGAUCAUUUGUCGCCAGAGGGGAGGGACUUUGUGUUGAAGUGCUUGCAGCGGAAUCCCAUGAAUCGUCCCACUGCUUCUAUGCUUUUGGAACAUCCUUUUGUCAAAAAUGCUGCUCCAUUGGAUAGACCCAUUCCGAGUGCUGAGCCUUUUGAUUUUGAAGGGCCUUCAUCAAAUGCGAUUGCAGUGAGAUCAUCGGGCAUUGGGAAUUCAAGAAACUAUUCAAACAUAGAUUCCGAAGUGAUGGGUAACCAUCAGUCUAGAGGCUCGAAAUUCGGCACAGGGUCCAGUGAUGCUCAUUCGCCGAGGAACAUAUCAUGCCCUGUUUCUCCUAUUGGAAGCCCACUUCUGUAUUCUAGGUCCCCGCAACAUAUGAGUGGAAGGUUGUCUCCAUCUCCCAUAUCUAGCCCUCAUACUGCCUCCGGCUCCUCCACUCCACUCACUGGUGGUAGUGGUGCACUCCCAUUUCAUCAUCCUAAACAGCAUUCUUAUGUUCACGAAAGUACAGGAACAACUCAGAGGUGUCAAAACGGUUUUUAUACAAGUAGUAGCACACCUUAUCAUGAGCCAAAGCCCGAUCUUUUUCGGGGAAUGCCACAAGCCUCACAUGCAUUCCGGGAUAUAUUUUCUUCAGAUAAUUCCACAAUAGGAAAUCAGAUGGGGCGUCCUACUCCUGUCGAGUUUUAUGAUGUACAGUCGGUUCUUGCUGAUCGUGUAUCCCAACAGCUCUUGAGGGAUCAUGUAAAGCUUAAUUCAUCUGUGGAGUUCAGUCUGAGCUCGCCAAAGCUGGACCGGACAACCGGCAUCUGAUUGUUUCACCGAGAUCCCUGGUCAGAGCAGAACUUGGCUUUGAUGCUUUUAGCCUUUUAGGUUUGGUUUUAUAUCUGAAUAGUUGCAGGAAGGUCCACUCUUUAAGUUAGGAACCAAGUUUGGAUCUCUAGGAGGCUUUGAAGCUAUUGAAACUUUAAUUUGCCUAUCUGUUGCUGCCUCAUAAAAUCCUGCAUUUAGAAAUUCUUUACCAAGGAGAACCUAUCAGUCACUGAAAGAAAAAAUGUAUAGUUUAGUCACACCUGAAAAAAAAAGAAAAAAAAUUAAAUGAUCCAUUACCAUUUGAACCCAGAUAGUUCCCUUUUUUUUUUCUUUGUUUUGGUUUCCUUUUCUGGGGAAAAAAGGCGGCAGCAGGUAAAGUUGAUUGUACAGAAUGAUGGAAACAAGAAUUUGAAGCAGAGGUUUUGUGAAGAUGAAUGAAGGGUUGACAUUUGCCAGGCUGUUCAUCUCUUCUAUGGUUCAUUUCAUAUAGCAGAUCACUCCUAACUCCUGUAAUGGUCUUAGUUGGUCUUGCUGAUACUGUUAUUGUACCUAAACUAUAUCUGCAUCAAAUACAAGAAAUCUUAUUCA
Cannabis sativa is the source of this 4930-nucleotide messenger RNA. Its product is annotated as mitogen-activated protein kinase kinase kinase YODA. The record is from RefSeq and is a predicted model, not a curated record. Lineage: Eukaryota; Viridiplantae; Streptophyta; Magnoliopsida; Rosales; Cannabaceae. The coding region runs from base 1646 to 4342 and encodes 898 amino acids. Gene Ontology annotation, molecular function: ATP binding; protein kinase activity. The transcript has 12 exons. Gene Ontology annotation, biological process: protein phosphorylation.